Messenger RNA from Parasteatoda tepidariorum (common house spider), 5394 nucleotides. RefSeq names its product integrin alpha-9. Gene Ontology annotation, cellular component: external side of plasma membrane; integrin complex. The record is from RefSeq and is a predicted model, not a curated record. Gene Ontology annotation, molecular function: integrin binding. NCBI's taxonomy places the organism in Eukaryota, Metazoa, Arthropoda, Arachnida, Araneae, Theridiidae. Gene Ontology annotation, biological process: cell adhesion mediated by integrin; integrin-mediated signaling pathway; cell-cell adhesion.
UGCGUCACUUCCGACGGCGUGGUCGAAUUGUUUGUUCCGUAUAUUUCACACGAUUGACUCGGAGAAGCACUUCUUUCUCUUUUCCAUUGACCAGCGAACAUGAACACUAGGAUAACGAUUGUCUGGGCUCUGGCUCAUCUUUUUUCUACCGCGCUUUCUUACAAUAUAGAUACAAAAUUUCCAAUUAUUUUUAAAGGUUCUCCUGAUAGUUAUUUUGGAUACACUGUUGCUCUUCAUAGAAAUAGAAAUGGACCUAUGGCGAUAAUCGGCUCACCUCGUUCAAAUUCUACAGUAUUAGGAGAUCAGCUUUAUCAACCAGGUGCUUUAUUUAAAUGUGAUCUGAGAGCUUCCUGUGAGGAAAUAACACUCGAUAAAAAAGGUAAUACUCAGACUGAUAAUGGAAAUAAUGUUGCCUAUUAUGACAAAAAAGAUUCCAUGUGGCUAGGAGUAAGUUUGGAUAUUUUGCACAGUCCGACCCGAAGUGAUAUAGUAACUUGUGGACAUUUAUGGAAAAAUCAGUUUUACCGACAACAUUAUUUGGCUAAUGGAGCUUGUUAUGUUAUCAAUAGUGACCUUGAUUCAAGGAGUGUGACAAAAUUAGUGCCUUUUGUGGAAAAAGCUAAACAAGCUAUAAUACCACCUGGAAUUUAUUAUUAUGCUUUUGGACAAGUAGGCACAUCCGUAGCAUUUUCUGAGGAUGGAAGCUUUUUACAUCUUGGAGCUCCUGGUUUUUAUGAUUGGACUGGUACUGCGGUAAGUUACGCUUUGAAUCCUGAUAGUGUGAAUCAAAACUACGUACGGCCUUCAAUUCCAGAUCCUCCUGUUGAUCAGAACUUGACUCCUGAAUCAUAUAUUGGUUAUUCUGUGACUUCUGGGAAAUUUUAUGAUAAUCAUGAAAAUUAUGUUGCUGUUGGAGCUCCUAGAGAUGGGGAAUUUUGUGGACGCGUAUACAUCUAUAAAGCGAUGAAAACAUCAAAUAAAAGAAUGGUUGUUCAUCACAGAAAAACAGGCUUCCAGUUAGGAGAAUAUUUUGGUGCUGCUGUACUCGGAAUAAAUUUAAAUGGUGAUGAGUAUGAUGAUUUAUUAGUAGGAGCUCCUUUACAUUCCAUGGAUAACGGUGUUGAUGAAGGAAAAGUCUAUGUUUUUAUUAGCAAUGGUUUGGGACUCCAAAAUUAUGCAGAGUUGUAUGGAAAAAACAGAGCAUAUGGUAGAUUUGGUACUGCUCUUGCAAAUCUUGGUGAUAUAAACCAAGAUGGCUACAAUGAUAUUGCGAUAGGAGCGCCCUAUGAAGAUGAGAAAGGUGCGGUAUAUAUUUAUCAUGGCUCUGCUAGUGGAAUGAAUAUAGAGUAUGUUCAGAGAAUAGCAGCUAAGGAUAUUGAUUUAUCUUUAUCAGGAUUUGGAAUUCAUAUUUCUCGAGGAUUUGACAUUGAUUCUAACCAAUAUCCUGAUUUGCUAGUUGGUUCAUAUGCAUCAUCUAAUGCUGUGUUGUUUAGAUCUCAGCCAGUCAUACAAUUAUCAGCAAAGAUUGUAUUUACACCAAAACAAAUAAAUACAAAUGUAACCAACUGUACUUUUCAAGGUCAGAAAGUAUCUUGCAUCAGUGUUAAAGCCUGUCUUACGUAUUUUGGAAAGCAUGCCCCUUUAAGUUUAGAUUUUACACAUGAACUUUACUUGGAGCAUCCAGUUCAAGGAAACUUUAUAUCUAACAGAGGAUUUUUGUAUAAGAAUGGAAACAGUUACUCAGUUUUGAAACAUAACUCAAGUUUAGCAAUUGCUGGUGAAAAGUGUUUUACAGAAGAAGUUUACAUUCGAAAUGGCACUAAAGAUCUAAUCACUCCAAUUCAACUGCUUUAUAAGUACAGUCUAGUUUCAGAAGAAGAGAAUAGAGCUUUCAAUAAUAAUUUUCCUGUUAUAGAUCCACAAUCUUCAACAAAUUUAACCUCUUUUAUUUCAUUUUUAACUGGUUGUGGAAAUGAUGAUAUGUGCAACUCUGAUUUAGCUAUUAAUGUGAACGUAGUUGGCAUGGUUGAAAAUACACCUUUAACUAUUGGGAAAAACUCAACUCUAAGUUUAUCUAUUGAAGUUGUCAAUCAUGGAGAACCAGCUUAUCUAGCGGAGUUAUUAAUCACUCUACCACCUGAAUUGCCAAGCAUUAAUCAAGAUUUCUGUUUUGCUCCUGAAGAUUCUUUUAAUCAUAAAAAUAAUGCUACUCUUAUCUGUGACCUAACACAGGGAAAAAAUUUUCUUUCUCAAGGAAAAAAGGAAAAACUUACUAUUAAGCUUGAUUUAACUAAAAUUCCUACUGAUACGGAGCAAGUAUUGAUUUUUUUGGAAGCUAGGACAGUAAGCAAUGAAAUAAAUCCACAAGACAAUAAUUAUACUCUCCCGUUAAACUUCACAACUGUUGCAGCCAUAAGCAUAACAGGAACUCCUACCCAUGAACAGAUCCCAUAUGAUGAAAAAAUUCAAGAAUCAUUUUUGCCUCUUACAAUUACUCAUACAUAUUUUAUAAUGAAUCAUGGUCCAAGUCCUGUUCAAAUAGUGGAUUUCAUUUUAUAUGUACCUACUUCAUUUCAUAAAGAAAAUAGAGAAGAAACUUUUGUCACAUUUACUAGCUUAGAAGCAGAUAAUGGAAAAGCAUUGACCAUACCUGCUAAGUGUAACGACUCUAAUAUAGUGAUAAAGCCUCUUUCUCCUGAAAUUAAUAAAAACAACAGAGAUGGUAUUUUUGAUGAGGAUAACCUGUUAGUUCCAGAAGAACAAAAUAAAACUGAUACAGUGAUCGAAGCCUUAAGCGAAUUUGGAACAACUGACAAAACUUCAACUCGUUUAAAAAGGAGUACUGCCGCUAAAGCUACUCCUCAAAGAAAAAGUGAAAUUGUACUUAGCUGUGAAACUAUAAACUGUAUUGCAAUUGUAUGUUCUGCAUCGCCAUUUACAGACACACGAAAAUUUGCCAGAAUUACAGUUUCAGUAUUAGUGAAUAUCAGCAUAAUAAAUGACAAUUUCGAUCCUUGGUACAAAAUACAAUAUAUUACAAGUGGAGAAGCAUCUAUCCGAAAAACAGGAAACAAUAGUGUCAGCAAACAGCAUCGAACUGAAGUGCAAACAACUAUUGUCAAUUCUGGUCCAAGAGCGCAUGAAAAAAUUGCACAAUGGAUAAUUUUUGUCAGCAUUGGAAUUGGAAUAUUAUUAUUGUUAAUCAUCCUCAUAUUGCUUAUUAAAUUUGGUUUCUUCAAACGAACAAAAAAAGAGGAAAUGGAAAAAAUGAAAACGAAAGAGGAUUUAAAAGAUUAUGACCAUCUCGAUGAAGAAAGUGAAGCGUUAAACUAAAUAGAUGUGAUACCUUUACUUACUGAUGAAAUUUUCCUGAAAAACCAGUUUUUCUUCGUUUCAAAUUUCAUAUAAAAUGAGACUGAAAUGUAUGAAAAACUUAAUGUGAUAUAGGAUUUAUUAAUGUGCACUAUAAUAUCAGUUGAAUGAUGUUCAUGUUUGCAUCAACUGGUCAAUUUGAAGGAGUAUGAAUGAUAGUUAUUCAUCAAGAUUUUCACUGAUCAUUUCUCAAAUCUGAUAUUUUACCAAAUGAAUGCAAAUGUUUUUAAGCAUUGAUAAUUUUUUGGCCAAAAUAUUUUUAACAGGGUUUACAUUGUUUGCAUAGUGAAUUUCAUUGUAUAUGUAUUUGGUAUUGCACAAAUUUAUCUUAUGUUAAUUAUAUUAGUGUGAGCUGACACUUUAAAACUUAGGUAAAAUAGUUAACAACUUAUUUUUUAAAAUUUUUCUUAUAAAAAAUAGAAACUCACAUUUUGUGUAGCAUGUAAAAGAAACAAAGCAUUCUGAAUAUCUUAUCUAUUCUUUUUCAUCUACCAGAGCCUAUCUUUAUGUUUUAAGAGCUCUAAGAUAUUUAUAUUAAUUUCCCAAAAUAGUUCAAGUUUGCUAUCUACAAAUAAAUUUACUUUUUCCAACAGAUUUAAAUGCAGCACUAUAAAAAUAUAAGUGAACUGUGGGAUAGUUUUGUGAUUUUCUUUGCGCGUACGACACAUGUGAGCUAUUUUUACUUAAAAAAUUGUUCCAGAUGUUUGAGUUUAUAUAAAUACUUCACUGAAGUGUUUUCAGAAUGGGGUUUAAAACUCAAGGUUAUAGAGGUGAGCCCACUUUAUAAAAGCGGUACACCCACUUCAUAAAUUGGCAUCAACGAUAAAAAAUAUGUUUGUGAAAAUAAAAACUGUAAUGAAUGAAAAUUACAUCAUCAACAUGAAAACGAAUCAAAGUGCUUCCUGUUUUUUUUUUUAACAAACUGUUGCCAAAGGUUAAAAAAGCCAUUUUUAUUGCAUAAUAAACUUAGUAUCUCAUUCAUCAUUAACAUUUUAUUCACUCAUGUAACUAGUCAAAAUGAUUCUUUUUCCUUUGAAAGGAAAGUUUUUAAUUUUAGAAAAGUUUAUCUUUUUGUGCAAAUUUGUUGUACUAGUGUGUGUACUAGAAUGUGAAAAAUCAUAAAUAGUGCUAUGUUCAACAAUGAAUGCUCGAUUAAAUAUCCUGUAAAUAGCAUGUAAGAAAACUUCCACUUGUAUUUAGUUCUAGUAAAUUUACAUGAUUUGAAAUUAGUUUGAUAUUGUUGAUUACAUAAAAACAAUGCAAUUGCUGACAUUAUUUAUUUAUAAUGUUUAAUACAUUAUUUAUAAUGAAAACUACGCAUACUCUAACUAUUCAUUAACAGUGAUUAUCUGUGAUAAACAGCAUUGUGAGUUACAACAGUUAACAUGUAAUUUUAUAUUACAAUUUGUUUGUUUUACAUGAAAUCUAAGUAAUGAAGCACUGUUUAUAAAAUAACCUUAUAAACAAAGUUUUAAAUAUUUAAUCGAGCUGUAUUUAUGGCAUCAUAAAUCAUCAGGAAUAUCUGUUUUGUGAUUUUGUUUAAAAAUAUAUUUUUAACAUUAAGUUUCUUUUGUUUGAUAGAUUGUUUCAGUGAUUGUUAUAAUUGCUAAAUUUUUUAAAGUUAAAUUUAGAAAUAUUCUGAAGAACAAAAUAAAAAUAAAAUUGAAAAAUGCUGAUCAUUCGCACAACGUAAUAAUAUGUCAUAAUUUUCCAACAUUGCAAAAAAAAGUAAAUUUUCUACAUGUUUAAAUCAAACUUAAUUGUUAGCUUUUCUAUGACAUAAGAGUUCGUCAUAGGUUAAUAUUGUAACUUAAUUUACUUUGUUUAUAAUUUGCAUUGAACUGUGUAAGAUGUGACUUUAUUAUUUAAUUGUGAAAAAAGUAUCUUCACUUAAAAAAUUGUGAUUAAAACAAUAUCAACCAAAUAUUUCACAAAGCAAACAAUUAAUAUGGGAUUUUAACAAAAUUGUUUUGUAAGCAUGUUAAAUUUAUGCAGACAAAUUAACAAAAUAUUCAAUUCAUA